This is a messenger RNA of Pseudogymnoascus destructans, 1956 nucleotides long. Its product is annotated as Transketolase. The transcript has 7 exons. NCBI's taxonomy places the organism in Eukaryota, Fungi, Ascomycota, Leotiomycetes, Thelebolales, Thelebolaceae. Gene Ontology annotation, molecular function: transketolase activity. Gene Ontology annotation, cellular component: cytosol. The record is from RefSeq and is a predicted model, not a curated record. Gene Ontology annotation, biological process: pentose-phosphate shunt. The coding region runs from base 1 to 1956 and encodes 651 amino acids.
AUGGUUUACACCGAUCAGGACUGGCAGUCCAUCAACACCAUCCGUACCUUGGCUAUCGAUGCGACCUUCGCGGCCAACUCCGGUCACCCGGGUGCCCCAAUGGGCAUGGCCCCAGUGGCCCACGUCCUCUGGAACAGGAUCAUGAACUACAACCCAAAGAACCCAAAGUGGAUCAACCGCGAUAGAUUCGUGCUUUCUAACGGCCACGGAUGCAUGCUUCAAUACGCUCUUCUCCACCUUGCCGGUUUCGACCUCACAAUCGAUGACCUGAAGAACUUCAGAGUACGUGAUACCACGUCGACAGCAUCACCCCGGUCACGGGAAUCCCACGAUACCCCUGGCAUUGAGGUCACCACUGGCCCUCUCGGCCAAGGUUUUGCUAACGCUGUUGGUCUUGCCAUUGCCCAAGAGCACACUGCCGCCCAGUUCAACAAGCCCGGAUUCGAGCUUAUUAACAACCACACAUAUGUCUUUAUGGGCGACGGAUGCCACAUGGAGGGUGUUGCCAGCGAGGCUGCCUCCAUGGCCGGUCACUUGCAAUUGGGCAACCUGAUCGCCAUCUACGAUGACAACAGCAUCUCCAUUGAUGGUAACACCAACUGUGCUUUCACUGAGGAUGUUAACAAGCGUAUGGAGGCAUACGGAUGGCACUGCGUGACCGUCGGCGACGGAGACCACGACCUGGACUCGAUAGAGGCGGCCAUCAAGGCUUGCCAGGCUGUCAAGGACAAGCCAUCCAUGAUCAAGCUCCGCACAACCAUCGGCUUCGGCUCGAAGCUCGAGGGAACCGGUGGUGUCCACGGUGCCCCGCUGAAGAAGGAUGAUAUCAUCCAGGUUAAGGAGAAGUUCGGCUUCAACCCAGAGGAGACCUUCGUUGUCCCCCAGGGAGUCCACGAGCAAUACGCCAAGAAGAGCGCCGAGGGUGCCGCUCUCGAGCAGGAGUGGAACCAGCUCUUGGAGAAGUACUCCAAGGAGCACAGCGUCGAGGCGGCUGACCUCAAGCGUCGCCAGACCGGUGCCCUUCCCGACGGAUGGGAGAAGAACCUGCCCGUCUACACACCAGCCGACAAGGCCGUUGCGUCGAGAAAGCUCUCCGAGAUCGUUCUCGGCAAGAUCCACGACGCCAUCCCAGAGUUGGUCGGAGGAUCCGCAGAUUUGACCGGCUCCAACCUCACAAGGUGGAAGGAUGCCGUUGACUUCCAGCCCCCGUCCACCGGACUCGGUGACUGGAGCGGUCGCUAUAUCAGAUACGGUGUCCGCGAGCACGCCAUGGGAGCCGUCAUGAAUGGUCUCGCCGCCUACGGAACCAUCCUCCCAUACGGAGGAACAUUCCUAAACUUCGUCUCCUACGCCGCCGGCGCCGUCCGCCUGUCCGCUCUCUCCCGCGAGCGCGUCAUCUGGGUCGCCACCCACGACUCCAUCGGCCUCGGCGAGGAUGGACCAACUCACCAGCCUAUCGAGACCUCGCGCACUUCCGCGCCCUGCCCAACUGCAUGCGCCGCCUACUACAUCGCCCUCACCUCCCUACACACCCCCUCCAUCCUGGCCCUCUCCGCCAGGACCUCCCUCAACUCGAGAACUCCACCAUUGCUCGGCAUCUGUGUCGACGCUAUCAAGACCCUCAAGGAUCAGAACAACCUCACCGCUCGUGUCGUCUCCAUCCCCUGCUUCGAGGUCUUCGAUGUGCAGUCCAGGGAGUACAGACUCUCUGUUCUGCCAGAUGGUAUCCCAUCCCUGUCGGUCGAGGUCAUGUCCACCAUGGGCUGGGAGAGGUAUACCCACGAGCAGUUCGGACUUAACCGCUUCGGUGCUUCGGGUGCUUACAAGGAUGUUUACAAGAAGUUCGAGUUCACCCCAGAGGGCAUCGCCAAGCGCGCUGUCGCCACCGUGGACUUCUGGAAGGACGUCCCGAACAUCCGCUCGCCUAUUAACCGCGCUUUCCAGCAACUUAUCUAA